Molecule: messenger RNA, 1259 nt
Organism: Eruca vesicaria subsp. sativa (arugula)
Lineage: Eukaryota; Viridiplantae; Streptophyta; Magnoliopsida; Brassicales; Brassicaceae
Source: the annotation of a GenBank genome assembly
AUGUCCGGUUUGAUGGUAGCACUGAUGAUAAUAAUGAUAGGGGUGAUCAUAAUGUCUUCUUGUGUCUAUGGAAAAGAGUUCUCUGAUCGCAAGGAAAUCGAAGUAGAAAAACUUUUGAAGCGGCUCAACAAGCAUGCUCUAAUAUCCAUUAAGAGCGAUGAUGGAGAUAUAAUAGAUUGUGUUCCAAUACAUAGUCAACUAGCUUUUGAUCAUCCUCUACUUAAAAACCACAACAUCCAGAUGAGACCGAGCUUUAUACCGAAAGGUACGUCAACGUACACCAUGAAUUAUAGAAACGUUACUCAGGCGUGGCACGAGAAUGGAAUAUGCCCAGAAAAUACAGUUUCGAUAAGAAGAAUAAAGAAAGAAGAUAUCUUACGAUCAAAAUCAAUUGAGAAUUUUGGGAAAAAGAUGACUCCAGGCAUCCUUUUAUAUGGCUCAAGUAGUGUUCAUGAGUACGCGGUCAUGAAUUGCAAGAAAGGAAAGUAUUUCGGGACACAAUUUGCAGCGAAUAUCUGGAAACCAAAAGUUCAAGUUUCCAACGAGUUCAGCUUGGCUCAGACUUGGCUCUCGUCUGGAGUUGGCACUAAUCUUAACACAAUUGAAGCUGGUUUUCAGGUUUAUCCAGAAAUAUAUGGUGAUAACAAUCUAAGAUUAUUUGUUUACUGGACGGCCGAUGAUUAUCAAAAGACAGGGUGCUACAACACCAACUGCCCAGGUUUCGUUCAAACUAGUAAUCGUAUCACUGUAGGUGGAACCUUCAAAAGCGUCUCAAAAUACGACGGUAUUCAAAUCGCGGUCAUCAUAAUGAUAUGGAAGGACGGCGAUUACUGGUGGCUACAGAUUAACAAAGAGAUUGUCGGCUACUGGCCUGCUAAGUUAUUCACUUCUCUAGGAAAGGGAGCUACGGAAGUUCAAUGGGGAGGUGAGAUCGUUAACGAGAAGACCGGUGGGAAACACACGAGCACCGACAUGGGAAGUGGACAUUUUGCAAAUGAAGGUUAUAGAAAAGCCAGCUAUUUCAGGAAUCUUAUGACAGUUGAUAAAACCAAUACUCUGAGAGAACCACAAGGAGUUUUUCCCACAACUACCAAUGAUAACUGUUACAGCAGUAAGGUAGGACGUAAUGGAACUUCCUGGGGGUUUAAUUUCUUCUAUGGUGGUCCUGGCCUGAACGCUAACUGCCCUUGAUUUGAAUCUUUGUGCUCAACGUUUUUUUGAGUAUUUUACGUAUUUGUUUGCAUUUGAAUAUGAGAGUG